AUGGCAGACGCACAUGGACCGUUGGAUGAGAUCCCGACAGAGAACUAUCCCCCUCAGAUCACAUAUGCGAACUAUGUAGCUACUAAACGCAUGAUAGACCAAGUCAUCAACGAGGAUCAAGAAUAUGUGAACUGGAAGCUAAAGAAUCAUAGGACAGGGGGGACGAUGGACCAGUACAUGGUGAGAUACCAGCGAGAGGCUAGCGAGCAAAUUCAGGACGAGACAGAUGGCGAGGGCCAGGAUGCAGAAGACAGUGGGAAGAUAAAUGAAGUUCCCAAGUGGAUGAAGUUCCCGCGGGAUGUGUACAAUGAACAGGUACGAGCUCUUCCAAGACCGCGCGAGCUGGACCAGCAGGCGAUUAAAAAGUUGUUCAUGGACCACCUUGACGACGAGCAGAUGAACAGAUAUGAAGUGUUCAAACGUACCUCCCUCGCCAAGAACCAGGUGAAGAAAAUAUCAGGAAUCGUGGCUAACCAGACGGUGGCUGCAAACGUCAACCUGCUACUCGGAGGUAUAGGCAAGAUAUUCGUCGGAAAGAUCGUCGAGAAGGCCCUCGAUGUGAAGCACAAAUGGUUGCUCGGGCUGAUGGUUAACAAGUUCCAUGAGCGUAAAGUAAUAGGAUACAAACUAAAGAAGCACCUCAAAAAACUGACGUUGUUGGUAGAAGAGGGCGACGGCAUCGAAGACGAAAUUAUGGAGCAGGAAAGUGACAUAUGUGAUGACGAUAGUAAGGAAGAAGCUACAUUCGUUCAUACAAGUAACCGUCUGCUAAAAACCACCAAAAACAGCGAGGAAAUCCGCAAAGGCAUAAUUAGCCAGUACAACCAGCUAGUGAGGCGAUUCAAUAAGCUCGACGUCAGUGUCGAAAAGUACGUCAAUAGUCCGCUGCUUCCAGAGCAUAUACAUGAAGCAUGGAGGCUCUAUCGUAUAGAGAGUGACACCGUUCCCAGCGACCAAUGGCGGACACAGGGCGAGGCAAACGGCUUACUUUUUAGAUAG
This is a messenger RNA of Eremothecium gossypii ATCC 10895, 999 nucleotides long. It is a transcript of the gene TAF11, whose product is annotated as TATA-binding protein-associated factor TAF11. The transcript has a single exon. Bases 1 to 999 code for a protein of 332 amino acids. Gene Ontology annotation, molecular function: protein heterodimerization activity; transcription coactivator activity. Gene Ontology annotation, cellular component: transcription factor TFIID complex; nucleus. Lineage: Eukaryota; Fungi; Ascomycota; Saccharomycetes; Saccharomycetales; Saccharomycetaceae. The record is from RefSeq and is marked provisional. Gene Ontology annotation, biological process: RNA polymerase II preinitiation complex assembly; transcription initiation at RNA polymerase II promoter.